GCCCCAGUCUGCGUUGUCUUGAUCUUUACAUCUUAUCUGGAUUCAUGAUAAUGCAGCGAAGAACCCCAGACAGUGGUCAGCAGGAGUACACAGAAUUUUGCCCAGGCGCUGUACCAUGUGAUAGGUCAUGUGAGGUUAUCCAUUGGCCAUGCCCAAGUAGAUGCCAGCAACCUGCUGUAGUCUCCGUUGCUACGACGCUUGCCACGUACAAACGAGUGUCUUCACUCUGUGAAAUAGGACUAACAGAAGUACUUAGCAAGCACGGGAAAAAAGACUACAUCCAUCGAACCCCUAUGUCCCGAAAGAUCCACCAUGUUCACAGUGCAACCAGCAAUCACAAAGUACCAUACAAGCCUCUAUAACUUCCACUUGGCCGACCUACGAGAUCUUACAGACUCACACCUAGCUGCCAUUAACGAAGCUGAAGCGAUGGCGAUUCCGCAGUCCAACAAUCCUACUCCACCUCUCACCGAGCAAUUCACAGAGCUUAAUACUUCCCUUACUAGCCUUACCGCAGGUAUUGAUUCAUUCUUUGAAGGACUGCCGGCGAUCCACGCAGUAGAUUCCCGGCCGUACCCCGACCCGAACCGGCACUUCAAGGCCUACGUGCGCACCACGUUGACUACGCUGAAGCCGUAUCUCGAUGUGCAUCGCGGCGUCAUGAGGGCAUUGGCGUCAACGCUUAGGGAUUGCGAGCAGAGUCGCGGGAGCGAGAUCUCGAGGCAGCAGGUCGACGACUUGGAGAAGCUGGUGAAGGAGAUGGGAGAGGUUGCAAGCGUGAUGCAUCGGACUUUCGGAUAUCCGACUGUAUCGAGGAGCAAGGGAAUGGUAGUGGAAUCUUUGAAGGGGGUGCAACAGAGUGUAAAGCGGGAGCAGGAGCUCGUGAAAGUUUUGCUGGAGGAAGGGAAUGUGAAAGACUGA
Messenger RNA from Mytilinidion resinicola, 921 nucleotides. RefSeq lists its product as uncharacterized. The transcript has a single exon. NCBI's taxonomy places the organism in Eukaryota, Fungi, Ascomycota, Dothideomycetes, Mytilinidiales, Mytilinidiaceae. The coding region runs from base 313 to 921 and encodes 202 amino acids. The record is from RefSeq and is a predicted model, not a curated record.